AUGCAUGGAUUUUCAGCUACAGCUGGUGCUCCCAACCCCGUAAUAGUGCUGCCGCAGUCCGGUCCUGAACCUUGGUUCGAACCCGAACUUUUCCGAACCGGACUCAAGGUCCGGUCACAGGUCUGGCGUGGCCCCUGGACCGAACUCCAAACAGGAUUCUUUACCACUCACUGCUACCGAAGACCAGGCUUCUGGCAAUUCAGGCAUUUCAUUUCGCAGGUCCAUAAUCAGGCAGAGUCACCACCAAGCAUCAGCCAUGUUCCAGCAAUUGCCCAGAAUGCUUCUUCAGCGGCCAACAACUUGCAAUCUCUUUCCAAUGUGAUCACAUCAUCUCCGCUGCUUUUCUUCACAGACCACACCAAGGACACGUUCAAAAUCUCAGGGACGCAAGUCUCCCCAGUCGAAAUUGAGACAUGA
This is a messenger RNA of Suillus clintonianus, 417 nucleotides long. RefSeq lists its product as uncharacterized. The transcript has 6 exons. NCBI's taxonomy places the organism in Eukaryota, Fungi, Basidiomycota, Agaricomycetes, Boletales, Suillaceae. Bases 1 to 417 code for a protein of 138 amino acids. The record is from RefSeq and is a predicted model, not a curated record.